Molecule: messenger RNA, 1477 nt
Organism: Ostrinia nubilalis (European corn borer)
Lineage: Eukaryota; Metazoa; Arthropoda; Insecta; Lepidoptera; Crambidae
Product: retinol dehydrogenase 13-like
Exons: 1
Coding region: 163-1230 (355 amino acids)
Source: RefSeq, a predicted model, not a curated record
GCGUGCGCCAGUCGUUGCGUCGCCGGUGCGGACCGCGCUCGCGUCGAUGUUAACUAAAACAUUUUACUUGCAAUCUCUUCUUAAACUUAUGUUAACUCUCAACAUAAUAGGAUAUCCGUGGCCACCGUUUAAACUGCGUCGACUCAGUGAAGUGUCGUGACCAUGACGUAUCCUCUCAAGAUGAGAACUUCAACUAAAAUCCAGUGCGUCUGUUACGGACUCCUAAUCUUAGCACUGUACUACAAACCGUACUUAGUUUACGUCCUCCUCCAAAUCGUUAUGGUCGGGGGCAUGGUAGUUGGACUUUAUCAGAAGAAUACAAACCUAAUGUGCAAAUCCAAGAAGUCGUUGUUCGGCAGAACAGCGAUUGUCACCGGAGGCACAACCGGGAUGGGCUUGGAGAUAGCAGCUGACUUCGCGCACAGAGGAGCCAAAGUUAUAAUAGCGUGCCCUUUCAAAGACGAGGGUCUGCAUGCUAAGAAGCUUAUUGAAAGAAGUUCUGGCAGCGAUAAGAUAAUUUUUAAAUUACUAGAUCUGUCAUCUUUUACAUCGAUACGCCGGUUUGUAGCGGAUAUAUUAGAAACGGAGGACAGAUUGGACCUUCUGAUCAAUAACGCCGGGGUGGGCGUCCCGGAUGACUUCCUGACGGCCGACGGGCUGCCCUUCAUCAUACAAGUGAAUUACUUCGGCACGUUCCUGCUGACUGUGUUACUCCUGCCGCUUCUGAAGAAGACCGGUGCACCAUCAGAACCGAGUAGGAUAGUGAAUACAGCCUCCAUCCUCCACAAGUUUGGGAAGGUGGAUUUCGAGAAGUGGCAUAAGAUCGACAAUAAUUACUCCAAAAUGCGGAAGUACGGGACGAGCAAAUUGGCUUUGGUGAUGUUUACCCGCGAGCUGAGUGUUAGGCUGAAGGAUUCAAACGUGAUCGUGAACGUUGUUGAUCCUGGUGCGGUGGGGACUGCGAUAUUCAAGAGUUCUGGGCGGAACUGGGGAACUUUCUUCGCUUUCAUGAUAGGGAUUCUGUUUAAACAUCCCUGGGAGGGCGCUCAGACGGCCUUGUAUGUCUCGCUGAGCUCCACGGUGGGCAAGAUGAGCGGGAAGUACUUCAAAAACCUGAAGGUGGCUCUCCCGGCAGCCGCAGCUAACAAUGAGGAGGUUUCAAAACGCCUUUGGGACGAAACAGUGAACCUCGUAAAGUUGAAAGACGAGGAGUUGCGUUGCAUAUCGUGAUGUGUACAAGGUUUGCAAUGUUGAGUAGGAUACUAAUGUAUUACAAGGUUCGUGAUUCCUGUCUGUGUAAUAUUUACACGUUAAUGAAGUGGUUUGAAGUGUAAUUGAUACAGGAUUUGUAUGUACUCGUAAGUCCUAAUUAACCAAAACGAAGACACCUAUUACAAAAUACAAUAUUAAUGAAUGGACAUAACUACUGUACAAUAAUAAAAUAUAAUCUUUUAAUAAAGUGUUUGUGUAUAAAGUA